UCAUGAAUCAGUAACGAAACCCUGUGCAUUCAGCUUCAGGCUUGGCUAAAGACACUAUGGCGAGUGAGAGCUUCAAGAAGGUUUUCCUGGACACCCAUAAUGCAUACCGGGCUGAGCACGACACCCCUGCCCUGAGCUAUAGUUCAGAACUGUGUGCCAUUGCUCAGAAAUGGGCUGAUCACCUGCUCCAGAACAACACCUUCGCCCACAGUCAAACCUCUGAUGGAGAGAACAUCUACUGCUCCACCAGCUCUGCCCCUGUCACUCCAAAAGGCAAUGAAGCGGUGGAUUCGUGGUAUAGUGAGAUCAAGGACUACAACUUUAAGAAGCCAGGAUACAACAAUAACACAGGACACUUUACUCAGGUGGUGUGGAAGGACAGCACAGAGCUGGGAGUGGGCGUGGCCACUAAUGGGAAUACUGUGUUUGUGGUGGGACAGUACAGACCGGCCGGGAACGUGAACACUACCGAGCAUUUUGACAAAAACGUUCUGCCCAAAGCAAAGACCACAGGCGGUGGAGCAGGAGGAGGAGGCCAGAAGAUGCCCUGCACUCUUAAAGCCUGUAUAAAUACUGAGGACAGAGGGCUGCUCCACACCUCCUGCACUCCUCUGCAGUCUGUAGGACUUAUAAUGGCAGAUGGAAGUUUUAAGCGCGAGUUCCUAGAUGCCCAUAACAGGUACCGGUCCCAGCACAGCGCCCCUCCCCUCAGCCUGAGCUCAGAGCUGUGUGCAGAGGCUCAGAAGUGGGCCAACCAUCUCCUCCAGAAGAACACCAUGAUGCACAGUGGAACCAGUCAUGGAGAGAACAUCUACUGUUUCAGAAGCUCAGCCUCAGUGAAGCUCACAGGCAGAGAGGCUGUGGAUUCCUGGUACAGUGAGAUCAAGUAUUACAGCUGGAGUAGUCCUGGAUACAGCAGUAAGACUGGACACUUCACUCAGGUGGUGUGGAAGGACAGUACUGAGCUGGGAGUGGGUGUGGCCUCCAGUGGUAAAAAGGUGUUUGUGGUAGGACAGUACCGACCAGCCGGGAACAUGAACAGUCCCAUGUACUUCCAGGAAAACGUCCUCCCAAAAGUUGCAGGUAGUAGUAACAUCAUUCCCAAAAGUCCUGGCUCAAACUCAGGACCAGGAUUCGAACCUGGAGAGACCAAAGUGAUCUGCUGCACCCUGCUGUAGACGACUGGAAUAGC
Periophthalmus magnuspinnatus is the source of this 1192-nucleotide messenger RNA. RefSeq lists its product as uncharacterized. The coding region runs from base 57 to 1178 and encodes 373 amino acids. Lineage: Eukaryota; Metazoa; Chordata; Actinopteri; Gobiiformes; Gobiidae. Gene Ontology annotation, cellular component: extracellular region. The record is from RefSeq and is a predicted model, not a curated record. The transcript is spliced from 12 exons.